AUGCUCCAACUAUCUACAUCAUCCAUGUUGGCCAUCUCAGCCCACCUCGCCGUCUCACUACUCACCCGUCCAACUCCCAUCGGUUUUGACCCCUUCCCUCCACCUACCGCAGCCUCUCCCUGCUCCACAUCUAAAGAAAAAGGUUACAACCUUGCUCCUUCCAUAACGGACGAUACACCCCGGAACGCAUCUAGAGUAUUGAAUGCAUGGAAGGUACAAAGUCGAUUCAGGGAAAUGGGGAAGACUAGUUCGGAAGAUACUGGUGAGAGAAGGAAACGAAAGCGAACAGUUCGAUUUGAUUUCACCCAAGAUGACAAAGAAAAGAGUGUGGAGGAGAAGGCGAAGGACGAUCUUGGAAGAUUAUCAGAAGUUGGAGAUGGAGAAAAAGGAAAAAGAGUCAAAUUGUCAGAAGGAGAUAGAGGUGAUGGAGGAGGUGGAGGGGGUGAAGGAGGAAAAGGAAAAGUUCAAAUACCAAAGAUUGGACAUCAUGAGACUUUAGGGGAAUAUAAUAGAAGGAUAGAAAGUUUACUUAGACCGGGUGUUACUCAAGCUAUGAAGAUUGCUCAGAGGAAGGGAGAGGGGGAGGCGGAGACGGAGAGGGGGAGGGGGAGGCAGAGGGAGAGAGAAGAGGCUCCAUCUAAUCAACUCAAACUCAUCUCCAGAUCACUCACCAACAUAUCCACCAAACCUUCCAAAUCUCUCAACUCCAAAAACACCUCAUCAAAAUCUGAUGAAGAAAUAUCAAAUCAUCCAUCCCUUUCUUCUGACCCCAUUCCCGUCAAAGAAUUUCCCAUGGCGGCAAGAAGAAGAUUUAAUGAUAUCGUUCAAGCACCUCCUUCUCUCCCUCGAUUACGACAAAGUUCCAGUAUGAAUUAUCAUGAUUCUGAUACUGGAUCGAACAUGGGUCAGAAGUCGAGACUGUUGAGUUCCGAGACUGGAUCGAACAUGGGGCAGAAGUCGAGACGUCUGCAUUCCGAUACUGGAUCGAACAUCAGACAAAAGAGAGAAUCAGAUUCCGGUAUCUCCUCAAAAGUAUUGAAAUCAACGACGUGGCCGGGGACAGGCAAAGAAAUUCACAAAGUAUAG
Molecule: messenger RNA, 1086 nt
Organism: Tremella mesenterica DSM 1558
Lineage: Eukaryota; Fungi; Basidiomycota; Tremellomycetes; Tremellales; Tremellaceae
Exons: 4
Coding region: 1-1086 (361 amino acids)
Source: RefSeq, a predicted model, not a curated record